AUGAAGGAGAUCCCGGUAACUCCAAAAGAUCCGUUUUCUGAUCAGCAGCUCGCCACAGCAAAUCUUAUUCCAUCGCAAAAGCCCGUGAGUGGACGCUUCAGUUUUACGCAGAUCAGCGCCAACAAUCUUCGAAUUAGCGGAGUACUCAGCGGUCUCCCUCGUGGUGAGCAUGCUGUCCUUAUUCAUCAAUUCGGCGAUUUGUCAGAUGGUUGUAGUCGUCUGGGGCCACCGUUUAUAUUCAAGGGUGGCCUUGGAACGCCUUCAUUAGGAGAUGUCGUUGUUGACGAGUCUUCGAUGGCGACGUUUGACAGAGUUGUCGACUGGCCAAUUUCUGAAGUAGUGGGCCGUUCCAUCGCCAUUUACAGGCUGUCUACAACUGAAUACUCUUUGCACAACAAAAAUGAAACUCCCCUAGCGUGUGGCACAAUCGGUCUAACCGCCUUCAAUUGA
Molecule: messenger RNA, 450 nt
Organism: Ostertagia ostertagi
Lineage: Eukaryota; Metazoa; Nematoda; Chromadorea; Rhabditida; Trichostrongylidae
Source: the annotation of a GenBank genome assembly